GUGAAUCUGCAGUAUUGUGUGAGGUGGGGAAGCUCCAUGGGUCCAUCCAGACUGAGUCGCUCAGCCUCCAACAAGGCCUCUGAAGCCUGGGCCCCCAGUGAUCCUGCUGCCCAGCCGGGGAUGAGGAGUAGUGGGCGGCAAGGGAAGGGUGAGGGGGCAGGGCCGGGAUGGGACUCUUCUGACUCCAGCAUCGUGAUCUCAGACGAGGCCACGGAUCAUGACCUGAUUGACCAUUACCAUGGAAACCGCAGUGUCUCAGGAUGUGGGUCAUCACCGCUAGAGCUGUCAGUCAGCCAGGGGAAGGCUGUGAUUGGUGGAAAGGUGACAGGGCAGACGGAAAGGGGCGUAGAGUCAGACGCUGAAUCCUGCUGCUCAGUGGACAGCAUUGCCUCUGGCCCCUCCUUCAUGGUUCAGGCCACUCCACUAACUCCUCCCCCUGGUCUGUGUUUGACCUGUCAGAGACUUCACAGAGAAGCCAAGAGGAGAGGACACACUCCGCUGGACACACUAACAGACGACGGUGAACACACACACACACACACACCCUGUCAGAGAAGUGUUGCCUAGCAAAACAAACCUACUGACUCACUGAGCAGGUGCAGAUCUCUGAUUCUAACAGCCCUUCUCUCUGAUUGGUCUAUCAGAUCCCACUUCCUUGUCAUGUGACCAAUGGGUUCUCAUGAAGAAGUGGACACCUAGAAGACCACAGAACGUUAAAGGGUAAGAGAGAGAGAUAUAAUAGUGUGUGUGUGUGUGUGUGUGUGUAACCCACAGUACUGUUGUUGUCAGGAGGCUGUGGAUCCAUCUGGGCCGGAUCAGACACAGAGAGCAGACUGGAGGAGAACAGCCAGCCUGCUCCAGACCACACAUCUUCCUACAGAGGUAACACACUCACACACUGAGGUAACACACACACUCACUCACACACUGGGGUAACACACACACACACUCACACACUGGGGGAGAACAGCCAGCCUGCUCCAGACCACACAUCUUCCUACAGAGGUAACACACUCACACACUGAGGUAACACACACUCACUCACACACUGAGGUAACACACACACACUCACUCACACACUGAGGUAACACACACACACACACACACUGAGGUAACACACACACUCACUCACACACUGAGGUAACACACACACUCACACACUGAGGUAACACACACACACACACACACUCACACACUGAGGUAACACACACACACUCACUCACACACUGAAGUAACAAACACAUUGUGUGUAGGAACCUGAGGAGAUAUGAGAGGCAGGCUGUGAGCAGAGGGAGGAAGAGAAAGAAGAGGUCCAGAGGUCGUCGUCAGAGGGCGGGAACAUGCGUCCAAAGCAACAGUCUCAAUCGCAGUGGUCUCAAUCGCAGUGGUCUCAAUCGCAGUGGUCUCAAUCGCAGUGGUCUCCAUAGCAGCGGUCUCCAUAGCAGCGGUCUCCAUAGCAGCGGUCCUGAUGGAGAGGUGGUAGGUAGCCCAGAUUUGCGUUAUUCCACAAAGUUCUGUCUUGCGCUGCUGUGAAAAAAUCAAAUGUAUAGGCCUUUUUAACGCUGGCUUUUUCUAAAUUAAAUUAUAAUAUCCAUGUGACAUUGUUGCAUACAGGGAUAUACAAUGACAUUUCAAAUUAUUAAGUUAAUAAAACCACAAACUUUUCAAUGUAGUUAUGAGGUGCACCCCAUAAAAAGACCGGUAGCCUUCACCAAGUAGCUUGUUGUUUACAGUGAGGGAAAAAAGUAUUUGAGACUCCCCUUGGCAUCGAUUUUGUGACACAGAACACAUUCAAGGCGCAUUGUUCCAAGGAAAAUGGUUCUAUGGGAUUAAGGUCUGGAGACUGGCUAGGCCACUCCAGGACCUUAAUGUGCUUCUUCUUGAGCCACUCCUUUGUUGCCUUGGUCAUGUGUUUUGGGUCAUUGUCAUAGUGGAAUACCCAUCCACGACCCAUUUUCAAUGCCCUGGCUGAGGGAAGGAGGUUCUCACCCAAGAUUUGACGGUACAUGGCCCCGUCCAUCGUCCCUUUGAUGCAGUGAAGUUGUCCUGUCCCCUCAGCAGAAAAACACACCCAAAGCAUAAUGUUUCCACCUCCAUGUUUGACGGUGGGGAUGGUGUUCUUGGGGUCAUAGGCAGCAUUCCUCCUCCUCCAAACACGGCGAGUUGAGUUGAUGCCAAAGAGCUCGAUUUUGGUCUCAUCUGACCACAACACAUUUUCACCCAGUUCUCCUCUGAAUCAGUCAGAUGUUCAUUGGCAAACUUCAGACGGGCUUGCAUACAGUGGGGGAAAAAAGUAUUUAGUCAGCCACCAAUUGUGCAAGUUCUCCCACUUAAAAAGAUGAGAGGCCUGUAAUUUUCAUCAUAGGUACACGUCAACUAUGACAGACAAAAUGAGAAAAAUAAUCCAGAAAAUCACAUUGUAGGAUUUUUAAUGAAUUUAUUUGCAAAUUAUGGUGGAAAAUAAGUAUUUGGUCAAUAACAAAAGUUUCUCAAUACUUUGUUAUAUACCCUUUGUUGGCAAUGACACAGGUCAAACGUUUUCUGUAAGUCUUCACAAGGUUUUCACACACUGUUGCUGGUAUUUUGGCCCAUUCCUCCAUGCAGAUCUCCUCUAGAGCAGUGAUGUUUUGGGGCUGUCGCUGGGCAACACGGACUUUCAACUCCCUCCAAAGAUUUUCUAUUGGGUUGAGAUCUGGAGACUGGCUAGGCCACUCCAGGACCUUGAAAUGCUUCUUACGAAGCCACUCAUUCGUUGCCUGGGCGGUGUGUUUGGGAUCAUUGUCAUGCUGAAAGACCCAGCCACGUUUCAUCUUCAAUGCCCUUGCUGAUGGAAGGAGGUUUUCACUCAAAAUCUCACGAUACAUGGCCCCAUUCAUUCUUUCCUUUACACGGAUCAGUCGUCCUGGUCCCUUUGCAGAAAAACAGCCCCAAAGCAUGAUGUUUCCACCCCCAUGCUUCACAGUAGGUAUGGUGUUCUUUGGAUGCAACUCAGCAUUCUUUGUCCUCCAAACACGACGAGUUGAGUUUUUACCAAAAAGUUAUAUUUUGGUUUCAUCUGACCAUAUGACAUUCUCCCAAUCCUCUUCUGGAUCAUCCAAAUGCACUCUAGCAAACUUCAGACGGGCCUGGACAUGUACUGGCUUAAGCAGGGGGACACGUCUGGCACUGCAGGAUUUGAGUCCCUGGCGGCGUAGUGUGUUACUGAUGGUAGGCUUUGUUACUUUGGUCCCAGCUCUCUGCAGGUCAUUCACUAGGUCCCCCUGUGUGGUUCUGGGAUUUUUGCUCACCGUUCUCAUGAUCAUUGCAACUCCACGAGGUGAGAUCUUGCAUGGAGCCCCAGGCCAAGGGAGAUUGACAGUUAUUUUGUGUUUCUUCCAUUUGCGAAUAAUCGCACCAACUGUUGUCACCUUCUCACCAAGCUGCUUGGCGAUGGUCUUGUAGCCCAUUCCAGCCUUGUGUAGGUCUACAAUCUUGUCCCUGACAUCCUUGGAGAGCUCUUUGGUCUUGGCCAUGGUGGAGAGUUUGGAAUCUGAUUGAUUGAUUGCUUCUGUGGACAGGUGUCUUUUAUACAGGUAACAGGCUGAGAUUAGGAGCACUCCCUUUAAGAGUGUGCUCCUAAUCUCAGCUCGUUACCUGUAUAAAAGACACCUGGGAGCCAGAAAUCUUUCUGAUUGAGAGGGGGUCAAAUACUUAUUUCCCUCAUUAAAAUGCAAAUCAAUUUAUAACAUUUUUGACAUACGUUUUUCUGGAUUUUUUUGUUGUUAUUCUGUCUCUCACUGUUCAAAUAAACCUACUAUUAAAAUUAUAGACUGAUCAUUUCUUUGUCAGUGGGCAAACUUACAAAAUCAGCAGGGGAUCAAAUACUUUUUUCCCCUCACUGUAUGUUGGCCAAUCAAAGCAGCAAAGAGGCUCUAGUGGAGUGACCGUUCACUAAGGCAACGCAAGAUGGAAUUAAAUGAAGUUAGCGAAAUGAGAAGUAGGCUACAACGAGCACCAACAGGUAGGCUACUGUGUUAUCUGAAUGGUUUUGUGGAGAAAGCACAAUGUGGCCUCAAUUAGCCUAGCUAGCUAUAUAGCUGACUAGCCUAGCUAGCUUCUCUAGUUUCUAGGCUAUAUAGCUGACUAGCCUAGCUAGCUUCUCUAGGCUAUAUAGCUGACUAGCAUAGCUAGCUUCUCUAGUCCUAGUAUAGCUGACUAGCCUAGCUAGCUUCUCUAGUCUCUAGGCUAUAUAGCUGACUAGCCUAGCUAGCUUCUCUAGUCUCUAGGCUAUAUAGCUGACUAGCCUAGCUAGCUUCUCUAGUCUCUAGGCUAUAUAGCUGACUAGUCUAGCAUUCUCUAGGCUAUCUAUAGCUGGACUAAAGCCUAGCUAAGCUUUCUCUAGGCUAUAUAGCUGACUACCUAGCUAGCUCUCUAGGCUAUAUAGCUGACUAGCCUAGCUAGCUUCUCUAGUCUCUAGGCUAUAUAGCUGACUAGCCUAGCUAGCUUCUCUAGGCUAUAUGGCUGACUAGCCUAGCUAGCUUCUCUAGUCUCUAGGCUAUAUAGCUGACUAGUCUAGCUAGCUUCUCUAGUCUCUAGGCUAUAUAGCUGACUAGUCUAGCUAGCUUCUCUAGUUUCUAGGCUAUAUAGCUGACUAGUCUAGCUAGCUUCUCUAGUCUCUAGGCUAUAUAGCUGACUAGCCUAGCUAGCUUCUCUAGUCUCUAGGCUAUAUAGCUGACUAGCCUAGCUAGCUUCUCUAGUCUCUAGGCUAUAUAGCUGACUAGCCUAGCUAGCUUCUCUAGGCUAUAUAGCUGACUAGCCUAGCUAGCUUCUCUAGGCUAUAUAGCUGACUAGCCUAGCUAGCUUCUCUAGGCUAUAUAGCUGACUAGCCUAGCUAGCUUCUCUCGUCUCUAGGCUAUAUAGCUGACUAGCCUAGCUAGCUUCUCUAGUCUCUAGGCUAUAUGGCUGACUAGCCUAGCUAGCUUCUCUCGUCUCUAGGCUAUAUAGCUGACUAGCCUAGCUAGCUUCUCUAGUCUCUAGGCUAUAUAGCUGACUAGCCUAGCUAGCUUCUCUAGGCUAUAUAGCUGACUAGCCUAGCUAGCUUCUCUAGUCUCUAGGCUAUAUAGCUGACUAGCCUAGCUAGCUUCUCUAGUCUCUAGGCUAUAUGGCUGACUAGCCUAGCUAGCUUCUCUACUCUAGGCUACUCCAGCCCAUUGUGGCUGCUACAAGGUAGUCUUGGCUGUAGCCGAGUAGCUUCUCUCUGCCUCCAUCUACUCGCUCCCAUCUCACCGUCACCUCCGCAGCAAUAGAGCACCAGCCUUUCCUCGCGCAGCAGUGCUCAGGUUAAAAAUGUAUUCUGGAUAUCUGACUCAAAUUCAUGAUACUAUUCGGAUAGUGAAAUGAUUUCAAACCCCCAUCCCUAGUGGUUAGAGUUAAAUCUCUGUUGUGUAUGUUGUGACCAGCAGGAGAACGGUGAUGACAGCGGGCUGGCGCGUACACGCAGGGUCCUCACCUUCCAGGUGUCCCCCUCCUCUGUUACCAUGGAAACCCUGGCCCAGGAGGAGGCCACGCCCCCACAGGAGGAGGAGCCCAGGAAGAGGAGCGGCGGCUUCAGAACCCUGCUGGCUCAGCUCCACGGCAACCGCAGCCGCGUCGUCAGGGAAACACACACAUGA
Messenger RNA from Coregonus sp. 'balchen', 5651 nucleotides. The record is from the annotation of a GenBank genome assembly. Lineage: Eukaryota; Metazoa; Chordata; Actinopteri; Salmoniformes; Salmonidae.